GGGAGUUUUGUUCUUCUCUGUGAAGUUGGCAGAAAAUCGAGGUCUUUCUCAAACAGUUUUGGCAUGCAGGGUCAUUUGUCACUGAAAUAUAAAAAAGUAUGUGAAGUCUGGGUCCCCACGGAUCAUCUGGUAGGGGAACCUAGUAAGUUCUGUACAGAGCAGAUUUGUGGGAUCCAACUUUUGGGGCUAAAACAAACACAAAUGCUCCUCCUCCGAGGGGCGGGGGCGGUGUCUGAGCAAUGCACCAAUCACAGCGCGCCCUGCCCUAUAUAAGGCCCUGAGGGGCAAGCGGUAUUUUACGCUUGUCGCUGGUUAUUACUCAUAGGUUUUGGUGUUGGUAUGUCCGAAACGGUUCCUGCAGCUCCAGCUGUUCCUGCUCCGGUCGCUAUGGAAAGGCCUCCAGCCAAAAAGCGAGGCAAGAAGCCAGUUGGUCUGUCAGGUGCCAGUCAUAAGGCCCGGAGUUCUUCAGUGUCUACGUUGAUCACUGAAGCUCUCUCGGUGUCUGAGGAACGGACAGGGAUGUCGCUGGCGGCCCUGAAGAAGGCACUGGCAUCUGUUGGCUACGAUGUAGAAAGGAAUAACAGCCGCAUCAAGAUUGCUCUAAAGAGUUUGGUGACCAAGGGUAUCCUGGUGCAGACCAGAGGUACUGGUGCCUGUGGUUCUUUCAGACUCAGCAAAAAGGCUGUUCCUGAAGGCAAGAGCAAGGUGAAAAAAUCGACCAAAAACAAGAAGCUGGGCAUAUCUAGGGACUCGAAAUCCCCAAAGAAUGCCAAGAACAACAAGGGCGUCAAGAAGCCGAAGACUACGCCGAAGAAGGUCUCCGGGGGCGGAAGGAAAGGUGGUGGUAAAGGAGCUAAGAGCAUUCAACAGCGGAAGAGCCCAGCCAAAGUGAGAGCUGGGAAGCCCAAGGGUGGGAAGCCGAAGAUGGCCCUGCAGAAAGGAAACCCUCGGAAAGCCGUGUCCAAGUGAGGAGCGCUAGUAAAAAGGCAGCUUUCGA
Molecule: messenger RNA, 997 nt
Organism: Castor canadensis (American beaver)
Lineage: Eukaryota; Metazoa; Chordata; Mammalia; Rodentia; Castoridae
Gene: H1-6
Product: H1.6 linker histone, cluster member
Biological process (GO): nucleosome assembly
Cellular component (GO): nucleosome
Molecular function (GO): structural constituent of chromatin; DNA binding
Source: RefSeq, a predicted model, not a curated record